This is a messenger RNA of Acanthosepion pharaonis, 540 nucleotides long. Lineage: Eukaryota; Metazoa; Mollusca; Cephalopoda; Sepiida; Sepiidae. The record is from the annotation of a GenBank genome assembly.
AUGGACACUGGUGUUGCUAUUGCAAUUGCACUGGCUACUAUUGGAGGUCUGUGUUGUCUUGCACUGCUUGUCCUCCAGAUCAUUGUUCACCGCAGGCGCUGUCAAAAGCUGCAUAUGUACAUGCCUUCGCGUAAACUAUCGCUGGCCAGUCUGGAUUCCAUCGCACUGGCCAAUAUGUCCAGAUCCAGGCCAUGUAGUGGACUUUACAAUGCAGGAAUGGAUCCCUCGGAUCAUGCUGAACUGUCACACCCACUGGAUUACCAAGGACUGAAAAACAUGUGCAGUGAUAUAGAAAGAAUCUAUGAUGAGUUUCAGCUGCUUCCAAAUGUCACUCCCAAACAUUCGGACUUACCAAUGGGAGUGGAAGAAAAAAACAGGUUCAUUGAUGUGCUUCCAACACCUGAAACAAGAGUAAAACUUAAAACGAUACCAGGUGAAGAAAACUCGGACUAUAUCAACGCUAAUUUUAUAUCGCAUAAACACAGUUUUUUUUCCCUGAGUUCACCCCCAAGUCAAAUUAUUAAAAUUGUCACUAUCUAG